Messenger RNA from Moesziomyces antarcticus, 2235 nucleotides. Its product is annotated as indigoidine synthase A-like protein. The transcript is spliced from 3 exons. The coding region runs from base 1 to 2235 and encodes 744 amino acids. NCBI's taxonomy places the organism in Eukaryota, Fungi, Basidiomycota, Ustilaginomycetes, Ustilaginales, Ustilaginaceae. The record is from RefSeq and is a predicted model, not a curated record. Gene Ontology annotation, molecular function: pseudouridylate synthase activity.
AUGGUCCGAUCCACAGCAAUCUUGCGGCAAGCCGUGCACGCCCUCAGCCGAACGCCCCACCCAACACUAGCUCUCUCCCCGGCUGUCCGCUCCGCCUUGAAUCCAAAGACAAGGGCGCCCGUCGUCGCGCUGGAAUCGACCAUCAUCACACAUGGCCUGCCCUACCCUUACAACCUCGAGGUGGCACAGGAGCUCGAGCAAACAGUGAUCGACCACGGCGCCGUUCCCGCAACUAUUGCGCUGCUCGAUGGAAAGCCUCUGGUCGGCUUGGACGAGCCUCAGCUCGAGCGUUUGGCACGAUGCGCUAUCGAUCCGAGCAAGAACACGGCGAUCAAGGCGAGCCGCAGAGAUAUUGCACACGUCUUGUCAAAGGGCCACGGAUCCGUAGGCGGCACCACCGUCAGCGGCACCAUGGUGCUCGCUCAUAUGGCCGGUGUUCCCAUCUUUGCGACCGGCGGUAUCGGAGGUGUCCACCGUGGCGCCGAGUCCACCAUGGACAUCUCUGCCGACUUGACCGAGCUCGGUCGUACCCCUGUCGCCGUCUUUUGCUCGGGCCCCAAGUCGAUCCUCGACAUUCCCCGCACGCUCGAGGUCCUCGAGACCUUCGGAGUAUCUGUCACCACGUUCAACCCCACAGGCGAAUUCCCGGCCUUCUAUACAUCCAACUCCGGUCUCUCUGUCCCCUAUGCUGGAACGGACGCCCAGGCAGCAGCCGCCAUCUUCGCCAAUGCUCAGCUGGGCUUGCAGAGCGGCCACGUCUUUGCCAACCCCAUCCCAUCGGAAUGGAACGAGGUCGGACAGCGCAUCCAGCAAAGCGUCGAGCAAGCGGUUCGCGAAUCGGUCCAGCAAGGCAUCGACAAGAAGGGCAAAGAGGUGACGCCGUGGCUGCUCAAGCGCCUCGCUGAACUCAUCCCCGAGAGCAAGAAGAGCAACCGUGCCCUCGUCGUCAACAACGCAAAGAAGGCCGCACAAGUUGCCGUUGAGCUCAACCGCAUCGAGAACGAGGUGCAGCAGGCAGCAGGCACUUAUGCGCUCGGUGGCAUCCCGCAGACGCAGCCAUCAACAGGCAAGGCGGGCAUCUUGAUCUUCGGAGCCGCAGCGGUGGACAUUACUUCGCAAACGCAAUCGGCGGGAACAGCGUCCAAGCUUGCCGCAACCACCUACCCUGGCCGCGUGUCGAUCACGCUUGGCGGUGUAGCGCGAAACAUGGCCGAGACGGCUACCCGCAUUCUUUCGCCUCUACACACUCGAAGCACACCUUCGCCCGUCAAGCUUGUAACCCCUCACGGCGACGACGACUUUGGUCUCCUGCUGCGGACGGGCUUGGAGCACGCAGGCAUGCGUACCGAUGGGCUCUUCGUGCCCUCUGGCAACCACAGAACGGCGGUUUGUUCCCUCAUGAUCGAUGAUUCCGGCGACCUCAUCUCUGGUGUUGCCGAUAUGGACAUCGGAAAGGCGGCUCUGACUUCGACUUCGACUUCUGUCGACGUGAAGUCGCUACUGGAGUUCGAAGCACCUCGAUUCGUCGUCUUCGACGGCAACAUUGGCCAAGCCCACGCAGACGAGCUUUUGAAGGCUUGUCGAGCCUACAAUGCAAGCAGUGAGACAGUGCGAGGAAGCCGGCCGGCCGUCCUGACGGUGUUUGAGCCGACAAGUGUCGCCAAGUCCGUCACUGUGCUCUCGCACUUUGCUGCCGCAGCGGCGGACGGCACCAAGAAGCAGCCCAUCAGCUUCACGACCCCCAACGCAGUGGAGCUCGAUCGGAUUCACGCUGCCGCCCUGGACUAUGGCCUUGUCGAUCCCACGAAGAUCCAACCCACAAGGCUAGCCAGCUCGGUCCCCUCCUCUGUUCUCCCUCAAACCGUGCUCGACAAAGCUCAUGAUUUGGUGCAGGCGGGAAUCUUUAAAACCGUCUUGUUGAAGGUGGGCCGCCACGGAGUUGUCACGAUCGAUGCCUCGCGCGCUCAACAUCAUCCCGUACCUGCAGGCAAGGUAGAAGUCGUCAACACGACUGGCUGCGGCGACAGUUUUGCCGGUGCUUUCGCAGCCAGCCUCUUCCACUUGCUGGCGCAGAGUCAAGGGACACGAGCGGUGGCUGGGAGGUCAUCUCCUGGUGACCAGCUCGACCUUGCCGUCAGGGUUGGCCAGCUGGCAGCGAGGAGGACACUCAUUUCGACAAACGCGGUAGGCGAAGGGAUGGAGGAUCUCCUGCUCAAACAGAUCAGAAACACAUGA